AGCGGCGACACACACACCUGUGCUGUGGUGACAACGCGGGGACAAACGAGUCACACCCCUACCCACGCGCACACACCCCCUCUGGGUUGGGUCCGCUAGUAGAUCUGCCCUCGUGCCUCGAGGCUCGAGCCGACGUGGAACUUGAAGGAGAGCGCUCCUGCGUGUCACGUCGCACGGAGCCCAGGCUGAAAUACAGGAACGAACGGGCUCGUGCUGCAACGUGUCGCUCUCUCUGUCUGUGCGCAGAACCGUUCGGCUAACUAACCACUGACUGACUAGUAGUCCGGUAACCAGUUAAGUUACCAGACACAGCGACAACAGAACAAUGAUACUGAUGAUAUAAAGAAGUGUGCGGGACUCAUUUAAACGAACGGGGCUGCUGCUCUUCGCAACAGGUCAGGUAAACUUAGUUUUAUAACGUCCUUGCGUGGACUAAAUGAGCGCACUCCGCGUACUUUACGAGCGUUUCGCUUCGCUUUCUGACGCGGGUUCUGUCGCUUGCGGAUGGUGGAGGGCGGCGGGCUCGCGAGACGCCACGCAGUCGAAGCCGCAGCGCGCGAGCGAGUCCAGCCGCCGGCGCACGCGACACCCGCUCCCCCUCCUCUCGGUAACGCGUUUUAAAGGGACAAAACCGCAGUCGCUGGUGUCCGACGCACGGAAAGAGAGAACGUGAUGAAGUGCCGGAAAUACUUCCGAGGCAGCGGCAGGGCGCUCGCCUUCGUCUUCGUGGCGUCCGUCAUCUGGCUGCUGUUCGACAUGGCAGCGCUGCGAGUUUCCUUCUCCGAGGUGAACAGUCACCUCCUGAAGGAGCGCGUGGCCCGGGAGCGCGAGCUGGCCAGACAGAACAAGCCCCCGCGCCACGCGCGCCCGAUCAAUAUUAAUAAUUCACCGUUCAGGGAUGAGCUGAUGCACGGAGGCGAUGUGGAUCUAGAAACUGAACUCAGACUUCCGAACAAAGUGGAGAGGGGGGCGUUUGAAUUCGGAAAACGUAAAAACCCCGCAAACAGGCACAGAAAAGUAAAUAAGGACGAAUAUUAUCCCGAAGCAGGGGGUGGAGACGUGGCCGCGGAGACGCACCGCAACUCUCAAAGUAGUAUGGCGAAGUUUGCAAUGAGCAACACGAAAACACCCUUCGGGGAAUCGGCUUUAAUAAACGUUUCCAAGAGCGGUCACGGGGGAAAGGAGCACGCGACCCCCACUGCGAGAAAAGCACAAACCCCCCAAGUGCCUAGAGGAACACCCGAUGAUGUCCCGAGGGGAGUACCGGUACACUCACCUGACUUACGCAAAGCCCCACCUGGCGUGCGGGAAGAGCAAGUGCAGCCCGUUCCGGAUGCGGAUGCGCGGCGCAGUGUUUCCCGCCAAAAGGGCCGCGAGUCGCGCGCGAGCUCUGCGUCCCAGAAGAAGGCGCCUUCUGGCGCGCGCUUACAAACCGAGAAGCUCCUGAGCCGAGAUGGAAAAGCAGAGGAGCACGUUGUAAAAGGUGAUCGAAACGAUGGGGUCAUUAGUGUGGAAGGCCCACUGAACCGUAGCGGCCCCAGCCUGCAACCGACGUCCAGACCGGAAGCGCUCCCCGAAGCUGCAAAUGACACAAGUUCGGUCGGUGUGCACCCGUCCGGCGUUCACAAAGUCAUGUUAAUAGACUUCACCCAAAAGCCGAGGGACCCCGGUGCUGUAGGGCAAUUCGGGCAUCCUGCCUCGGUGCCCAAGGAGAAGGAGCAGGAGAUGAGGAGCCGUUGGAGCGAGGGUCACUUCAACGUUUACCUGAGCGACCAGAUCCCGGCGGACCGGGCCAUCCCGGACACCAGGCCCGAAGCGUGCUCCGAAAGCAUGGUGCACGACGACCUUCCCUCCACCAGCGUGAUCUUCUGCUUCGUGGAUGAAGUGUGGUCCACCCUCCUGAGGUCGGUUCACAGCGUUCUCAAUCGCUCCCCACCGCACCUUCUCAAAGAGAUCAUCCUGGUGGACGAUUUCAGCUCCAAAGACUACCUCAAAGAGCAGCUGGAUGCGUACAUGUCUCAGUUUCCCAAAGUGCGCAUCAUUCGCCUGAAGGAGAGGCAAGGGCUGAUCCGAGCUCGGCUCGCUGGGGCUGCAGUUGCGACUGGUGAGGUGUUAACCUUCCUCGACUCGCACAUCGAGUGCAACGUAGGCUGGCUGGAACCGCUGCUGCAGAGGGUGCACAUGGACAGGAAGAAGGUUGUGUGCCCUGUAAUCGAGGUCAUCAGUGACAAGGACAUGAGUUAUGUGUUAGUCGACAACUUCCAGAGAGGAAUAUUCAAAUGGCCACUGAUUUUUGGGUGGAACACUCUAUCUGAGGAAGCCAUCAGAAAGGAUAACCUGAAGGAUUCAGACCCUAUCAGGUGUCCUGUUAUGGCCGGAGGCCUGUUCUCUAUUGAAAGAAACUACUUCUAUGAACUGGGAACCUAUGACCCUGGACUUGAUGUCUGGGGUGGAGAAAACAUGGAAAUCUCUUUCAAGAUCUGGAUGUGUGGAGGUGAGAUCGAGAUCAUCCCGUGCUCCCGUGUGGGACACAUCUUCCGUGGGGAGAAUCCCUAUUCCUUCCCCAAAGACAGACAAAAGACUGUGGAACGCAACCUGGCUCGUGUGGCCGAGGUGUGGCUUGAUGAGUACAAGGACCUGUUCUAUGGCCAUGGCUACUACCAUCUGCUCAACCGGAACCUCAUUGACAUUGGCGACCUCACCGAGCAGAAGCAGCUCCGGGAGAAGCUCAAGUGCAAGAGCUUCCAAUGGUAUCUGGAGAACGUUUACCCAGAGCUGAACGCACCACUUGUCCGGGCCCAGGGACUGAUCUUCAAUCAGGGAACAAGAAGAUGUCUUUCUCUUGAAAAAGGCUGGCUCACCUUUGAGACCUGUGACCUCACCAAGCAGAGACAACAGUUCAACCACACCUGGAUGUGGUAUAUUCGCCACCGGGAUUUCUGCAUGAUCCCGAGUACCACGAAUGACACCGUGGUCCUGGAACCAUGUGACAACACAAAAUCCCACCUGCGCUGGCUGCACAAGUCCCUCAUCCCCAACUCAGCAAUGCUCGACCACUUUGUUGUGGACCUACUUUCCGGACGCAAGUGCCUGGAAGCCAAGGUCCAGGGUGACGGUGUGCACCUGAAUGACUGCAACCCAUCUAGUCAGCUCCAGAAGUGGCAGUUCACACACUACUACACGAGCUGAUUGAUGGGCCAGAGGCAGACCUCCUCUCCACUGCUUAUUCUGCAUGGAGAUGCAGUAUUUCUCCAAGAGACAUUGUCAGAGACUGCUUUUGAAAUACACUAAUUUCUCUACACUAGGACUAGUGUUCUGAGGAAUAUAAGAAGCUGAAAUUGGCAUAACUGGCAGUCACAUUUUUAGUGGCAUAUUUUAUUAGAGAUUUUUUGAUAUUUUUGAUUUUUGAAAACGCAUCAAAUAGUGCAAGUUUAUAUCUGUAUUAAUUGCACUUGAACUGUGGUUCUUUAUCUACUUCCUUUUCUUGCAUUAACUCAAAGUAUAUGUCACUUUUGAAGCACCGGAGAGUGCACAUAGCUCACCGUGUCAUCACUCUACACACGCAGGCCAAAAAAGCCAAGAGAACAGAGUGAAGUUACUUCACCUUCAUGUUGGUACCAACCGAUCGAUCUGUGCAACAUUUGGUGAGAUUCGUUUCCUGUGUUCCUUGGUCUGACUUUGGGCCACCCUGACGCUAACAAAUGGUUACUGAAAAUGAAUGACUAGAUGGAUGUUUUUUCAUUUUAAAACUUCCCACCGGCGUACGGGAGCAUACUCUGUGUGGCUGUUUCCAGCUUAUAACAACUACCUUUGUCAACACUGCCGUUCAUUGCCCUUUGUUACAAAGUAUAAAUGCUGCAACUAACCGUGGUGCAUUUUGCAGAAUGAGUCUGAAUUAUUAUUACACCAAAGAUUCAGUGUGCCUUCGGGGUGCCUUAUAUUAAAUCAGCAUCACCAAAUAAUCAGUACAUACAAGUUUGUAAGAAUAAUUUUUUUUCAUUGAAAUGUAAAUAUGACAGUGCAACAGAAAAGGGUGUUACGUUUAGCAUGAUGUAAAUAUUUUGACAUUUUGUGAAGGGGGUCAGAGAGAGUGUGGAGAAGUUUUUAUUUUGUUCUUUCUAAUGAAUUAUUUAGCAUGAAAAUCAUGCUAAUGAAAUGCCAUGGCAAUUAAAUAAUGUUUACAGUCUUUGACAACCAUUAUUUAUUUUCAUUUGGCAGAUCCUUCUCAAGCUAAUUUUCUCUGAGUGUUUUUUUAUGUUAUUAUAUAACCUAUAGUUUUUCGUUAGCAUGUCUACCAUUGUGAACUACUCCUAACUGGAGGUACACAAGUGUCUUCCUAGUGUUUCGUAGGGUGUUUGUAGUGUAAUAUUUUACCACUAGAGGGAAACAGAAGAUCUUUCAAACUGUAAUCCUGAAGACAUGCUUGAAAAUUAUUUCUCUUGUUGGGUCUUUCAUUUAUCCUAUACAUAAUGAAACAGUUUCCUGAGUGAAAUGUCCUUAAUCACUGUCGACUGCUUAAGGUGUUUUAAUUUAAUUGAUUCUUUAGUAUGUACCACAGCAGAUAAGGAUGUGAAAUUGUAACUGAAAGCUUAGUGGUUUAAAAUCCAAUAUGGGCCCUGUGGUUGUACCCUUGAGAUGCUGUUUUACUAACGACUACAUUAAAAAUGUUCAAUAACGUAAAUGGGUAAUUUGUGAUAUUUUGUGUAAUGUGUGAUGCUGUAGAUAUGUCUGCUUAGAGCAAUCUGUGUUCUCCUCAGUUAUUUCAUCUGUUUGUUAUAUUCCAGCAAAUCAAAGGCUUUGUAUUGAUGGAAUUAACUGAAUCAGAUGUGCUG
Messenger RNA from Scleropages formosus (Asian bonytongue), 4832 nucleotides. RefSeq names its product polypeptide N-acetylgalactosaminyltransferase 5 (gene galnt5). Gene Ontology annotation, molecular function: polypeptide N-acetylgalactosaminyltransferase activity. The coding region runs from base 673 to 3189 and encodes 838 amino acids. Gene Ontology annotation, cellular component: Golgi apparatus. The transcript has 10 exons. The record is from RefSeq and is a predicted model, not a curated record. Gene Ontology annotation, biological process: protein O-linked glycosylation. NCBI's taxonomy places the organism in Eukaryota, Metazoa, Chordata, Actinopteri, Osteoglossiformes, Osteoglossidae.